AUGCUCGAGAACUUCCUCCACGGAAGGCGGAAGCACGUCUGGAUCAGUGUGGGCAACGACCUGGCGUUCGACGCCCGCCGGGACCUGGAUGAUCUAGGCUGCGGCAAGCCGGACGAAGACGACGACGACAACCGCAGCGAGGGAGAGGAGGAGGAGGAAGUCGACUCGGACGAAUCAUCGGAGGAGGAGGAGGAUGAGGGGGAGGGGGAGGGGGAGAAGAAGAGGAGCGGGGGGGAUGCGGGGCGGCAGCGUAAGGUGCCGUCAUCUUCCGGGAGGGUGCGGCGCGGAGCCGCUGUGGCUGCCGACGCGAAGCUCGGCAACAAGAACAGCGAGGAGCCGAAGAAGAAAAGCGGCGGCGAGAAGAACGCCAGGGGGAAGGAGGAGGCGGGGAGCGGCGGUGGUAGGGGUGGCGUGUUCAUCGAGAGCUUUCAGCAGAACAAGCACGCGUACGGGACGAUCAGGGACGGGGACGGGGUGAUGUUCCUGACCUACAGCUCGUUGGUCGCGGCCAACCGGGAUGGAAAGUCUCGCCUGAAGCAGCUGCUCAAGUGGUGCGGCGGAAAGGACUUCGACGGCUGCAUCUUGUUGGACGAGUGCCAUCGAGCCAAGAACCUCUAUGCCGCCGGAGGCGGCGCGGCCACUAAGGCAGGAGCGGCGGUGGUGGAGCUGCAGGCCAAGCUGCCAAACGCGAGGAUCGUGUACUGCUCUGCCACCGGCGCCUCCGAGCCCCGCAACCUGGGCUACAUGACCCGCCUCGGGCUCUGGGGCGCGAUAGGUAGCCCCUUCCCGGGCGGCUUCAAGGACUUCCUGACGGCCGUCGACGGCAGGGGCGUGGGCGCGAUGGAGCUCGUGGCGAUGCACCUCAAACAGACGGGGUCGUUCGUGUGCCGCACCCUCUCCUUCAGCGGCUGCGCCUUCGAGCUCGUCACCGACGUCCUUGGCGAGGAGAUGGAGGAGACGUACAACGAGGCCGCGGCGUUCUGGCAGGAACUCAAGAGGGAGCUGGCGCGGGCCCAGGCGGAGAAGGCGGCCUUCCUCAGCACGCCGGGCAUCCUGGAGGAGGACCUGGACCUGUCGUCUGAGGAGGAGGAGGAGGACGAUCCCCUGGGCGAGCUGGACGGGAUGAUCGACGACUCGGAUACCGAGUCCGUGGCCGCCCGGCGCCGGCACCGGUCGCUCAAGGGGGGCUUCGUGUGGCGGUACUUCUGGGGGUCUCACCAGCGGUUCUUCCGAGACCUGUGCAUCGCCUCCAAGGUGCCCGCCACCAUCGAGCAGGCACAGCAGGCCCUGGACAACGACAAGAGCACGGGUGAAGCGAGCACAGAGGCAGCGAUGAAGUCGCGCGGGGGGGGCGGCGGCGGCGGCGGCGGCGCGGGGGCGGGGGAGGGCGAGGACGUUGGCGGCGGAGGCGCCUCGGCAGCGGCGGCGGCGGCAACUGCGGCCGAGACGACCUCCACCGACUACAUCUCGGCCCCCCGGCAGACCCUGAUGCGCGUGAUCGAGCGGUGUUUUCCGCUCCCGCCGAGACCGAGGGCCAUGAAAAUGCAGGACAAAGAGGAUUUCCGAGCAGAAAAGGAUGGGUGGAGGGACAAGCGGUCGUGCCGGGCGGGGAAGGAGAAGAAGGGCAUGUACAAGGAGAAGAGCGAGCUCGACGUGCCUGAGCUCGAGGAAGAGGACGCCGACGAGGAAGAGGAGGCGAGCGCUUCCUCUUCUGAUUCGGACGAAGACUCUUCGGUGGCCUUGGAUUCCGACGACGACGAUGAUGACGAUGACGAUGGUGAUGAUGAUGAUGGUGACUCGAGCUGCUCAGACGACGACAGCGAUAGGUGUGAAGAGUGA
Molecule: messenger RNA, 1839 nt
Organism: Ectocarpus sp. CCAP 1310/34
Lineage: Eukaryota; Phaeophyceae; Ectocarpales; Ectocarpaceae
Source: the annotation of a GenBank genome assembly